Messenger RNA from Auxenochlorella protothecoides, 612 nucleotides. RefSeq names its product Ribulose bisphosphate carboxylase small chain 7, chloroplastic. Bases 1 to 612 code for a protein of 203 amino acids. The transcript is spliced from 4 exons. The record is from RefSeq and is a predicted model, not a curated record. NCBI's taxonomy places the organism in Eukaryota, Viridiplantae, Chlorophyta, Trebouxiophyceae, Chlorellales, Chlorellaceae.
AUGCACUUUCCGGGCCCUUUUGCACCUCCGCCCUCCCCCCUCCCACGACUGGCCACCCUCUCCAUCUACGCCUCUGCGGCCGUGUGCCUGCCCGUGGGCCGCACUGCCAGCACCACCCGCAGCCAGCCUCGCGUGGUCUCCAGGCGCGCUCCUUUUGUCAGCAAUGGCAACAUCAAGCGCACCACCGCCAUGCUGGUGUGGACCCCCACCAACAACAAGAUGUUCGAGACCUUCUCGUUCCUGCCCCCCCUGUCCGACGACCAGAUCUCCCGCCAGGUCGACUACAUCAUCUCCAACAAGUGGAUCCCCUGCCUGGAAUUCAUCGACGACCCUUUCCCGUACGUGGCGCAGGAGAACACCAUCCGCAUGGGUGCCGUGGCCUCCAACUACUACGAUAACCGCUACUGGACCAUGUGGAAGCUGCCCAUGUUCGGGUGCAACGACGGCAGCCAGGUGCUGACCGAGGUGGGCAACUGCCGCAAGGCCUUCCCCGAUGCGUACAUUCGUCUGGUCGCCUUCGACAACGUCCGCCAGGUGCAGAUUGGCGGGUUCCUUGUCCACAGGCCCCCCUCCGCCAACGACUUCCAGCCCACCGACAAGCGCUCCGUGUGA